AUGGUAGGCGCUCUCUGGAUCGAGAGUGGAUCCGACAGCGACAGCGAUGCUGCAUCGCAUAAGCAGUAUGUCAAGGCACGAGCUCCUAGCGGCAAUGCGGUAGCCGGUCCGUCCCGUCUGGGUGCGUCUCAGCUGCGCAAGUCGCCGCGACGUGCUGUUCCUGCGACUGCGUCCUCCUCGUCCUCGGUCAUUGUCCUGUCCUCGUCGCAAGAUCAUUAUCCCAGUGUGUCGAACAGGACACAGCGCAAGCGUAAGGCUUCGCUCGAAUCGCUCGAUAGCUCUGGCCGUGUCAAUGCUCCUCCACAGCGUAUGGUCGAGUCGACGCCCGGGCAGCGAAUGGCACAGCUCCUCGCCGAAGCCUCUCCUGACACAUCGCUGCCGAGCUUUCGUGAUCUGCUUCGCCAUCACAAGUUACGAACAGGCGCCACGUCUGCUCAUGUUCCGCCAUCUAGCGAGCGCGAACAAUCCUGCUCCGCGGCUGGCCCAUCUGUGUCGCGUUUAGCUUCAGCUUCACUUCGCGCGGGCUCGCUCAGACGCACCGCAUCCCAACCCGUCGCUUCCAGCUCGCAGGAGGAACCCAUUUCAUCUCAUUUCCGUACAUCCAUCCGUCGUCCCUCCAAGAAGUCGGCAGCCAGCGCAGCUUUGCCAGAAGUCAUUGAAAUUGGCUCCGAUUCGAUCGCGGAUCCUGCCAGUGAAGCUGACGCUGCGCACCUCUUGCAGACGUCGUCCCCCAUCCGGUCCCAAUUCAGCAGCAAGCAUCGUCUGCCUUCCAGUCAGCCUUCACCGACCUCUCCCCCGCAUCGUGUUUCUGCUGCUCCAGAAAGACUCGGAGAGACAAGACGAGCUCGAUCCACCUUCAGAGCCGACUCUGCUCCGAUCAUCAUCUUGUCUAGCAGCCCGCCUCCGCCUUCGUUGCCGAGGCUUAGCCAGAGAUCUUUGGCACAGACAGUCGAAGAUAUAGCCGAAGAGGAGUACAGCUCGCAAAACUUUCCACCAUCGUCAUUUACCUUCGAAGAGCCGCCGCCUAGUCCGCCCUUCUCGCUGGACGACCAUCCAACAGAAGCAGAUGCUACCUCGCCUCUGCUGGAAAGACGACGAGCACGAGAAUCAGCAUCGAAUCCCAGCACACCAAAGAAAGCUCGGCCAAUGAGCAGGACCGGAUCGCUCCUAGAAGCGUUGGACAAGCUCUACACUGCUGAGGAGCAGAAGAGGGCCUCUGCCGAUGUCACUGAUCACGUCGAUACCGGAGAUGCUGCCUCCACGGCUGGCAAAAGCAAAGAUGGCCCAAAGAGCAACGCAUCUCCUUCGAAGGCGCAGAAAGCUGCAGCAGCCAAGCAGGCACGCGAAGCUAAGGCACGAGAACGCGAAGCCGUCAAGCUCGCCAAGGCGCAGGCUGCAGCGGAAAAGAAGCGCUUCCUGGAAGUCAAUCGCCUGCGCACCUCGAAAGCCGACACGAUGCGCGAGCUCAUCGUUGACCUCGACCGCACGCUGUUCAGUGCGGGCCAGCCUUUUGCAGGAUGUCAAGACUCGAUCACGGCUCGAUUCGAGGAGGAAGGAGCAAGCGUGCAGCUGUGCGACAGCGUGGUAGCUCCGCCACUUGUGCGAUUCAGGAGGAAAGUCAAAGCGCAGUGGAAUGCUGAGAGACGCCAUUGGACGCCGUUGGACCGAGAAGAGAUACGGCGGGAGGGUUUGGUGAUCGUGUACAUCGACGCAAAGGAAAUCGUGCAGCAGGUUGCAGAGGGAGGCGAAGCAGGAUUGGAGAGCUGGUACGGAGAUCUGCAGCGGAGGCUCGGUGCGAUGAAUGGUGGUCGAGAGGCAAACGACGGACAGCCGCAGCAGGUGUUUCUCAUCUGUCAAGGUUUGGUCAAGCACUACAGCAGGCUGCGGGCGAGCGAGAACAGAGCGUAUACGGCGCGCAUCCGACAGCAGUUGGCAGAGAACCAGCUUGCGGAAGAUGCGACGACGACAGCUUCGGAUGCUGCUCCGAAACCAGCGCGUCGAAAGGGCAACGCUGCCAGCAACACUACCACAGCCACUGCUAGAAGCAGCAGCGCUCCACCUCAAGCCCUCGUCGAACGCAGCCUGCUGCAGCUCAAACUCAUCCAUCGAUGCUACGUCAUCCACGCCGCCUCGCUCGUCGACGGCGUAGAGUGGCUCCAUCAACUCACCUCGGACCUCUCGCUGAAACCGUACAAAUCCCUCCGCGACACCCACCUCUCGUUCGCCGUCGAUACCGGUCGCAACACCACCUCGUCCUCCUCCGCUGCCAUCUACACAAUGAUGCUUCAGCAGAUCCCGCGUGUCACCCCCGCCAUCUCGCAAAGCAUCACCACCAUCUACCCAUCCUUCCACUCGCUCGUGUCGGCGUACCAGCGAUGCAAAGACGAAACGGAGGAAAAAGGGUUGCUCAGCAGCGUCCAGGUGGUCAGCAACAAGGACGGAACGGAGAGGAGAGCGAACAGGACCAAUUUAGGGUUGCAGCUGAGUAAGAGGAUUCAUGCCGUCGUGAGGGGCAGGAAUGCUGACUUGCUGAUCAACAAUCCCACCAAGGAUUGA
Messenger RNA from Pseudozyma hubeiensis SY62, 2556 nucleotides. RefSeq lists its product as hypothetical. NCBI's taxonomy places the organism in Eukaryota, Fungi, Basidiomycota, Ustilaginomycetes, Ustilaginales, Ustilaginaceae. The record is from RefSeq and is a predicted model, not a curated record. Bases 1 to 2556 code for a protein of 851 amino acids. Gene Ontology annotation, molecular function: DNA binding; nuclease activity. The transcript has a single exon. Gene Ontology annotation, cellular component: Holliday junction resolvase complex; nucleus. Gene Ontology annotation, biological process: resolution of meiotic recombination intermediates; replication fork processing; mitotic intra-S DNA damage checkpoint signaling.